This is a messenger RNA of Drosophila obscura, 3136 nucleotides long. RefSeq names its product protein gone early (gene goe). The transcript is spliced from 11 exons. Gene Ontology annotation, cellular component: plasma membrane. The record is from RefSeq and is a predicted model, not a curated record. NCBI's taxonomy places the organism in Eukaryota, Metazoa, Arthropoda, Insecta, Diptera, Drosophilidae. The coding region runs from base 363 to 3053 and encodes 896 amino acids. Gene Ontology annotation, molecular function: metalloendopeptidase activity. Gene Ontology annotation, biological process: protein processing.
UUGCGAAACGUAGCGGGAAUUUUAAACAGAUAGGCACAUCGUCGUGGCCCGAGCGCGUAAAAAUUCAACUGUUUUCUUCGAUUUUGUUCUACAGAUUAUAGAUUGAUUGUGCGUGUGUAUUUUUUUUCGGGUGCACUUUGUGUAGAAUCGCUGUGCGAGGCGCAGUGCGGGAAGCGUGCAUUUAAAAUGCUUAAAUUGUUGCUAAUCGAGCUGUAAACAAUAAAAAAGAUCUGAACAAAAUGCCUAAAUAUAUGCAUUGAGGAAGCGCAGCAGACACCCAGACAGACAUACAGACAGACAGAGAAACGAUUCACAGCCAGCGUCUUAGAGCCCAGGAGAGAGUGUGCAAAUCAUUGCGUGUAAUGGCCAUCAAUCAGGGCAAAUACAAGCCCACAAUCUGUGCCAUCGAUGAGGUCGAUGAUCGCAGCUAUAAGCUGCACAACAGCCAGGAUGAGAUACGUGGCAAGAAGCAGCAGCAGCAGCAGCAGCUACAGCAGCAGCAGAUCGAGGGCAGCGAAACGGCCCCGCUGACGACAAAUCAACAGAAGCUGCAUAUGGAUGAGGCGGGUCUCACGCCCAAGGACUUGGAGGCGGCACGACAAGAGGCACUGAACGAGGUCAGCAGCGGUGGAGUGGCAGGUGGCGGCAGGACACCCACAGCGAAUACGCCCAACUCGACGCAUCCAUCGGCGAAUGGACUGAGAGCCUUGCUGCUUCCAGGACGCCGAUCCUUUGAUGCAUUGAUGAGUUUGUCGCGCAAGCGAAGGAUUCUGUAUGUGAGCACCGCCUGCCUGUGCGCCCUGCUGCUGAUCAUCAUCAUCAUGCUGCUGGCCUUCUGGCCGGAUGUGCCCUUCUAUCUGCGUGCACCGCUCUGCCUGGAGCGGGAGUGCGUGGAGAGCAGCCGACAGCUGCUGCUGUGGGCCAACACCUCGAAGAGUCCGUGCCACCAGACGUACGAGUGGGCCUGUGGCAACUUUGCCAGCGAUUAUGCCGACAACGAUUACUUUGUGAUCAAGCGUGGCGAAUGGAACUACAAGACUUACAAUGAGUAUCAGGAACUCAAUGAACUGAAUCGCUUCAUUUCGAUGCUGCCGAACUCAGCCGAAGGCUCCUACUCCGUGGAGUCCACCAUCAGCAGUCUGUACCGCAGUUGCCGCGAGAUCGAUGCCCUCGACAAGAGCCAAUCGGAUCUGCUGCUGAAGCGAGCCAUCAAGUCCGUGGAUGGCUGGCAGCUGUUUCGGGACGCUAAUCGCUUGCAGUACUGGGAGCACAAGCGGGCCCUGGUGCAUCUGCAGGCCAAGUACGGCAUCUUUCCCUACUACCGCAUCAGUGUGGACAAUGGCUACAGCAAUCCCCAUGACUAUGUGAUCACCAUCGAUGAGGGUCAGAUUGGAUUGCCGGACAAGUAUUUCUACGGCCCCGAUGCCGACGAGGAAGUGGUCAAAGGCUACAAGCUGCUGCUCAGGGACUUUGCCAUCAAUAUGGGCAUUGUCUCGCGCGAGGCGGAUCUGUUCGCCGACGAUAUCUUCCACUACGAGCGACGCAUUGUCAAUCACAUUGAGGACGCCAAGGCUGGCGGAGAGCGCCAGCUGAACAGGCUGAUGCGUCUGGCUGACCUGAAGACCAAAGCUCCAUCUCUGCCAAUUUAUGAGUCACUUCAGGCCAUAUUUCCCAAUACCAAAAUCACCGAGGACACUGAGGUCUUGGUGCGUGAUGUGGAGGUCUUGCAUUCGCUCUCCGAGCUGCUCUCCACAUCGGAUAAAAAACCCAUCAACAAUUUUAUCAUUUGGUCGCUGGCCCGACAAAUGCUGCCACAUCUGUCCAAGGAAUAUCGCACGCUGGCGGAGCACUUCGAUCACGCCAUCUACGGGCGCACGGCCAGCUAUCCGCGCUGGCUCAUCUGCAGCCGGGUGGUGCGCGACUGGCUGCCCUUUGCCGUGGAGGCGCUGCAGCAGCAGCCGCCACAGCAGCAGUUCGAAAGACAGCCGGCCGUGGCAUCCGACUCCACAGCCGCCUCAAGUCCACUGAACAAGACGCACGCCAAUGAGGAGUAUCUGCGCCUGAUGUUCUACAGUCUGCGCAAUCAGCUGCAGGCGUCGCUGGAGCAGGCCAGCUGGCUGGAGAGCGCCGCCAGGCAGUUCCUCAGGAACAAGCUGGACGAGAUGCGACUGCAGUUCGGCAUACCCGGCGAGGUGCUGGAGCAGCCCAACUACCUGCGGGACUACUACAACGAUCUGAUGCUGAACAAUCUGUACUUUGUGGAGCAUCUGGAGUCCAUCUGGACGUUCCGUCGCACGCGGCUCGAGAAGAAAUUGAAGCCGCUCGGCAUGCUGGAUGUCAUUGUUUCCGAGAUGUACACAAGGGACCAUCCGCAGGCCAUUGCCUAUUCGAACAAGUUGAAUAUGCUGCUGGUGUCGAGGGUUCUGAUCAGCUCCAGCUACUACGACUAUCGCUAUCCAGUCUCUGUGAAUUUUGCCCGCAUUGGGACGGACAUUUUGGAGGCUUUGAUUGAGAACUUCUCCACAUUCCUGCUGCAGUUCAACGCCCAGAGCUCGGACCUGAGCGACGCUGUGCCCGAGAUCCAGUACGCCCAGCCGGAUGUGAAUUGUUUGGCCGCCGGACAGCCGCCCCGCCUCACCCAUGAGCUCAAUGAGCUGUCCAGCACGGCGCUCAAGAGCUUCCAUGUGACGCUGAGUGCGGCCCGAACGGCGGCCCGGGCACUGAGCAGCUUUGUGACGGCCAUCGAUGCGGGCAGCGCCAUCCAGGGCUCGGGCAUCGAUCAGGUGAACACCUACAAGGCCCUGGGUCUGACGCGACGCCUGCGAGUGCCCGGCCUGCGUUCGUUCAACGAGAACGAGCUCUUCACCCUGGCCUACAUGCAGCAGCACUGCAGCACAACAAUAGCCGACAAGGACUAUGCCAGGAUCAAGCCGCAUGUGGAAAGCCAGCUGGCCGAAAGAUAUUUAUUCAAUGCCACCUGGCAGCACAUACAGUUCCUGCCACGAUCCACCAAUUGCGCCGUGUCCGAGCCAAGCUGCUCAAAUCUGCUCUGAAAUCCAUUCGAUCAUCCCCAGGCACAACCCAGCGACUGUGGAUGAUUUUUUUUGUACAAUUCCUUAGCUCCAACAACAACAAC